AGUAUCUUGGGAUAUGUUGGGCCACGAAGGAUGGUUUGAAUGCAGACAAUAGAUUUUUCAAUUUUUAAUUUUCAAUGGAGAAGGAGGACACAUUUGUCGGCCGCAUUUGGAGGAGCCGAGAGCCUUCGCGGACUUUUCUAAUUUGGACAGUCGUCGUGCGGCGCUAUGACGUCUGCAGCCCACAAAUGCGGACUACUAGGCUGCAGACCCCGGAUUUAGACACACCCCCUGUUCCAUUCGUUUGCGGCUGAUCGGCAGUUCUGUUUAAAUCUACUGCCCCUGGUCUUAAUUAUCUCGCUGUCUUUGUUAGAACACUGACAACCGCGGUUCUUGUUUUACGCAUGCGCAGUAGCGCCAAGUGGCACAUUACUUGGGCACGCGUCACGUCGCGUCACGGUUCCAGCUGCAAUAUUAAAGAUUUUUUUUAAUAAUUUGGAAACGGAUUUCUGAUUAAUAUAAAUAACGGCCAGGAAUGGAUACGAGCCUAAAAACAUUCCAAACAAAAAACAAUGCAUAACUCGGAACUGUAAUUCCCCAACAAAUGUUCCAACCCGGACACUCGGAUGCACACUUUAAAAAUGGCAGCCAACAUAGAGCAAAUCUUUCAGGACUUCAUCUUGAAUAAAAUCAGAGAAAUUGAAGACCAGAAUGUGGAUACAACCAGUGCUGCACAUGAUUCGUGUAGUGACAUGGCUUCAGGAGACAAUGGAGACAGACAGUGUGAUGGGAGGAGCUCACAGAAGAAACAUAAGAAGCACAAAAAGCAUAAAAGUAAGAAGAAGAAAAAGAAAAGAGAGAAGGAGAGAAAAAAGAGCCAUUCAGAAUCCGGGGAAGAAUUGGACGCACAAACAAAACCUCUAUACAGAAAAGGACCCCCAACAGUGAAUGAACAGCAGAGUGAUGACAGCAGCUCCAGAAGUCACAAGCACAGAACAGGAAAGAGGAAGAAGAAGAGGCACAAAGAUGAGAGACGAGAAAACUCCUCUGAUUUUGACAGAACGCAAAGAGGGAUGAGAAGGCAACGAGAAGAGCUACCUGAUAUCAUCCCAAAAGACGAUGGUUGCAGUAACUCAAAAACUGAUGAGAGAAGAAAGAGCCACUCCCGUUCACAUUCCAACUGUUCACAUUCCAGUGUAGAGAAGUGGACUUCUCGACUCGACAAGCGAAAAUUCAGAUCUUGUUCGAGAUCCACUUCACAUAAUCACAGCACCCGGUCCAGGUCCUUAGACAACAGGGAUGAUUUGGACCGUUCCACAGAGUCCAAACAAAAUAUCUCAAAAGGUAUCCAGCUUCUGUCUCAUAGUCCGAAAGGAGGAACCACAGCAGAACUGCAGAGGCCGGACCACAGUCACAGUCACAAGCCAGCAGUGACGACAAGAGAAAGUUCAUGUCGGAAUGAUGGUCCUGCAUCCCGGUUCUCGCCAAUUCCAUCUGUUGAGUCGCAACCUACUGGUGAGUCCAUCGUCCCUCAGCUAAAAGCAUCAGAACACAUCUCCGCCACUGUGAGAAAAUCACCUGCAAAGAUGAGGCAUAACUCCUCCAAGACCCAGCCAAGGAGUAAAGAAGGGAAAUCAGCGACGAGGCAGAAAAGAUCCAGGUCACCUCAUAUAACCCACAGGACGAGGGCCAGAUCCAGGAGCUCCUCAAGGAAGAAAAGAUCCCGGUCAAGGUCCAGAGGCUGGAAGUCACGGAGGUCACGUUCUGCGCCACGGGGAUGGCAGGCUAUUUACAGGCAGAGGGACCGCUGGAAACGAGAGCCAAGCCACUCGCCUGUGCUUGUUUUGCGCAAAAAAAGAUCCCUGACGCGGAAACGUCACGCACAUGCCAGCAGCCCUCAACGAAUCAGUGAACUAGGAAAGGAACAGCUAUUGGAAAUUGCCAAGGCCAAUGCAGCUGCCAUGUGUGCCAAAGCAGGUAUGUCCAUCCCCACCAGCCUGAGGACCUCAAUUCUGCCGUUGGCAUUGCCAAACAUGGCAAUGAAUGCUGCUAUGGCCAGUAUGACAGCAGCCACCAUGACUGCUGCCUUGUCCAACAUUGGCACUCUGUCCUCACUGCUGCCACUUCCCACCAUUACCAACAAACCUGCUGGUGCAAACCUCACUCAGCCCAUAAAUGCUGCUUUUGAGGAAGUGAAAAAGAAAGUAGUGAAGCAGGCCAAUAGCAUCAGCAUUAAGGAGUUCACUGAUAAGUGCAAGAUGAUUGUGGACAGCAAAGGCGAGCUGCCAGUGGCAGUACCGCAUGUGUCAGUGGAGGAUGAUGACGGGAAACCAUGUGGGGGAUUGCUUCUGCGUGAACAUAAGGCCAUCAGCUUCAACAUUAAUAAUACAACUGUACGACCAGCAGCUGCAGGCAUGGCAAAAGAGUUCCCUGUAUCUUCAGGAUCUCAACACCGAAAAAAGGAGAGCAAGACACUAAAUGCCUAUGGAGAUUGGGUGCCAGUGGACAAAACAUUAGAGGAGGCACAGACUGCCGGUCUAAUGGUGGCGCUGAGCUCUCUAUCAGCAACCAGUGAAACUCUGAAAGCCGCAGCAUUGCCGGGAUUGGCCGAGCCAUUGGCAGUAGAUGGAGACAGCGUUUUUCCUGACCCACCGCCUCAGCCUGUGGACAUUUCUCAGGCUGUGAGUGAGAGGAUAAAAGCUCAGAGGCGCUUGGCUGAGAACCCUCAUGAUGUCAGCGCCAUCUGCAUGCUUAGCCGGGCCCAAGAGCAGGUGGAUUUGUGGGCUCAGUCCAACACAGUUCCUGGUCUAUUCACAGGCUCCACAGGAGCCCAGGUCCUUUCCACAGAGGAACUGUCCAAUAGUGGACCACAGGCUUGGCUGAAGAAGAGUACCUGCUGUGGGUGAAGGCGCUGCUUCCCAGGAAACGAAGAUGCAGAGGACACACGCUCGCUCCUGUUGGUGCCUGGCUGGUUCCCUUUAUAGGACAACACGAGGAGCUUUGUACAUUGCGCCUUCGCCGCUCUCCUUUCGGGACUUCAGGCAGCAUGAACCCCUGCAAUCCAAAGUUGCAACAAAGUGCACACUUGUGAAUGCGAGGUCAGUCUCGAAAAAGACAUUCAUCCUCCAAGAUUUCUUCAAAUCACACUCUUACUAUUCGUCACUGAAACCUGGAUUCACGCCAGUGUGUCCGCUGCCUUGUCAGAGUUGCUGCCUCCAGAUUGUACUUGACCACAUGAACACACCAAUAAUGACUGAUCAUGGAGGUGUUACUACUGUUUUGAGAACGUUUUUAUAAGCCAUUGUCAAUGGUGUCUUUGUCCUCUUUUGAACUCAUUUGUUUUGAACUGCAACAGACUGAGCCGGUGUUUUGCGCAGUUAACUACAGACCUCCCACACACUCUUACUUUAUCGCUGCUAUGUUAAUAAAAUUAUGACAGAAUUUUAAUUGUUGGUAAUUUUAAUGUUAACGUCUGCUGCUGUUCUACGCUCAUGUCGAAAAACUUUUUUGAAUUGAAUCUUGACAUCUUUGUGAGCAAUGCAGUAUUUUCGGACCAUAUUUCUGUCAUGUCUGACUUUGAUGUGACACUUCUUGCACCUGUGCGACUUUGCCGUUUCAUCAAGCCCGACGUAGUCGCUGCUUUCUCCCCUUUGUCUACUAUUGCAGUGUAUACUCAAACGGGCCAUGUUUCUUCUCUGGACGCUGAACAGCUAAUGAACUCUUAUAUUUCCUUCUGUGCCAAUGUCCUGGACAGUUUAACUCCUCUGAAAGCCAUUCGCCCUAGAACCAAACGAGCUGUGGCUCAUUGAUGUCACAUGCGCAGCGAGGCAUCUGUGCAGAAGGCGGGGCGCAGGUGGAAAAAAGAUAGUCAUUCCAAAUCCUCAAAGAUAGUUGAAGAAAUUAGCAGAACAUUGUUAAAUCUGAGAAAACUAAGGACCUCUCAGACUUUGUUAAUAAGACACAUGUUCUUUUUAAAAUUGUUAGUUCUGUUUUAAACCCAUGUCCAUCCACUACACUGGAAUUAUUGUGUGAGUUCUUGCACUUUUCUAAAAAUAAGGUUGCCACUAUCCAAACCAAUAUAUUGCCCCCCUCUUUUAAUUUGUUCACACUGACACAGUGCUGUCACAUUUUUAAUCAGUGUGAACCUUUCACGAUAACAUGUCUUACGGAAAUAGUCAACACACUUACGCCUUCUUCCAGUCCUACUGACCCAGUCCCUCCUCACUUGGUGUGGGCAACUGUUGGCCCCUUAUGUCAGGAAUAUCGUCAACAGCACCAUGUCAUCCUGUUCCAAAAUGGCUGCCAUUGAACCUUUGCUUAAAAAUGAUCUUGACUCGUGAAUUUUAUGAAAUUAUCAACCAAUUUCAAAACUACCAUUUGUGUCAAAGAUUUUAGAGAAGUAACGUACUUGCUCAGAUACAACCUUUUUAGAUGCAGAUGGUAUUUUAGACAUUUUCCAGUCAGGUUACGAGCUCGCCAUAGCACUGAAUCAGCACUUUUAAAGGAUUUUAAUGAUUUGUUUUUAAUGACUAAUUUUGAUGGUUCAGCCAUUUUAGAGUUUUUACACCUGACUGCUGCUUCCGACACAUUUGACUACACUAUUCUUUUAUCACGUUAAGAAGACUGUGGGUGUCAGGGGGACUGCUUUUGAGUGGUUCAGAUUGUGC
Messenger RNA from Dunckerocampus dactyliophorus (ringed pipefish), 4604 nucleotides. It is a transcript of the gene sonb, whose product is annotated as protein SON. The coding region runs from base 564 to 2843 and encodes 759 amino acids. The record is from RefSeq and is a predicted model, not a curated record. The transcript is spliced from 16 exons. NCBI's taxonomy places the organism in Eukaryota, Metazoa, Chordata, Actinopteri, Syngnathiformes, Syngnathidae. Gene Ontology annotation, biological process: regulation of cell cycle; regulation of mRNA splicing, via spliceosome. Gene Ontology annotation, molecular function: RNA binding.